AUGAGGUCCUACCUCCUCCGCAUGUUGCUGUUCCUCUCUCUGGCGCUCGCCAAAUAUUCCGCUUGCUUUCUUGUGGAUACGCGAGAGAGGCAGACACGUGUCUACUGCGCCGCUCCCGUUUCCCCUGCAGCUGCUGCCUCUACACGAUCUCUGAGUGCAGCAUGCAGCACGCCGCACACAAGAGGCCCACGAAGGGGCUUAUUGCAAGACACUUGGCGCAGUAAUUCGAGGAGUCAAGCCUCUUUCCCGGCGUCAUCGGCUUUUCUGGCUGCAAGUUUCAACAGUGCGAGUUCUGCCACCCCUGCGGAAACUGAACACUCUCCGACUUGCCCAGAGAAAAAAGAAGUAACCCCACACUGCGCUUCAACAGCACCAGGCGCUGCUUCUCCUUCUGGAGAAGCGCCAUAUGUACAGCGUGGUGGUGUGCAUGCAGAACCCUCAAGGUUGUCCGAGAGGGCUCCUCAAAGCCCAGACGAUCUUGAAUGCGUAGAAAUCGAUGCAUCACUGGAGGGAGUGAGUCGAGAGGGGCUAUUGCAACUGCUUCGAGACGUGCAGCAACGUUUGCCUGAGAUGUACAAGCAUCUUGCUGCAGGCCUUCCUUCAGAUCUUGCAACCGUGUCAACGGAGCAGCUACGGAUGCUCCUUGAGCAGCUCCUCGACUUUGCGGAAGUUGCAGAUGCAGGCGGACCAGAUAAUGCUGAGGAAUCCCCCGCAGGUGAACGUACACUGGAAAAGCAGCAGCAGCAGCAGCAGCAGCAGGAGAGUACGGAUCACCCUGAGGGCUGCACAGCACGCGGAGAGCAACUUUCGACUCCCCUUAAGCGAGCUGCUGCUGAAGCCGAUGCUGCUGCUGCUGCUGCCGUGGUUGAGGCUCAGCAGCUCCUGGAUUUAGGGGCAGCAGAAGAAGAGACACGCCCCCUGUUUCCAGAACUACAGCAGCAGCUGUCUGGACUCACGGAUGAAGAUGUGUGGGAUCUCCUGUUAAUUAUGGGGCCUAUUCUGGAGUCGCUCCUGCCUCCAAAGCGUUCCCUGCAACAGCCUCAGCAGCAGGAGCAGCAGCAGGAGCAGCAAAGCGCCAGCGACACGCAGCUUCUGGAGCGGUUCUUGGAGGAAACUCGGGUCGAAAGACGAGCUUUAGCCGCAGAGGCAGAGGCCAUGAGGCGUUUGGUACAGGAGAAGGCGAUGCCUCUCUCUGCAGGUGCUCGCAGAGAAUUGCUGUUGACGCUUCUCGCAGUAGCCGAGGCUGAGACAUACUGCCCGAAAGAGCCAGAGGUCUGCCAGCUUCUAGCCCUCACUCUUCCCUCGAAAAGUGCCUCACCUGCUGGCGAUGAGGCACAAAGUGACCCUCGAGGUGCAGCCGCGGAAGCACCGAACGGCCGCAUCCGCCACUCCGACGCAGCCUUUGCAGCGUGGAGACGGUUGCUUCAGCAGCCUGAGAAUGCCGCUCCAGGGGAGCCUCCCCUUACGGAAGCCGAAGUAGCAGCCCUGAGCGACGAAGAGGUGAAGCUGCGCUACACCCAGGCCCUUCAGAAGGCAAGGAGCGAUGGCAUUAGAGCUACGCUCAGGCGCUGUGAGCACGGCGAUUCGGCUGGGCCCCCUCUGCUGGACUGCAAGGUUCAGCCGUCUCGGGAAGAUGCAGGUGAUCUCAAAAGCGACUCGAGCGCCUUCCGAAGAGACCACCGUCUCCCUCCCGCUGGGCUAGAGACUCCCCCCCGACAAGAGCAGCCUCACAGGCAAUCGCCGCAGCAGCACAGCCUCGAGAGAAGGGAGUCUCCCGUUCACUCCGUCCAGACCGAGGCUUUGCCUGCUGGAGGCGCAGCAGCACCAGCGCGUCGCGACACGACUGCAGAAGGGCUGCAAGUCGAAGGCGCAGCUCAGGGGGAGAACGCCUCCACUGACUCCUCGAAGUCACAUCCUGCACAGCCGACUGCCAAAGCCUCGUCCCCAGCAGUUCUUGUCUCCACGAACGCUGGAGGAGCAGACGUGGGCUCCUCGCCACUGCCUGAAACAGCAACGGCGCACAGCGAGCAUGGCUCUCCCGAGGAAUUCAAGGAGGCGAUCCUUGCCACUCCUCUUGCGUCUCCGGAGCCACCAGCGGCGCCUCAGAGCUCCUCGCAAGCAACUCCUGGAAACUCUGCUCCUGCGAGUCGACGACCGCCAGAUGACCAUCCUGGUCCGCCUAGUCGCUUCGCCGCACUGGGUUUGAGCCGCUCCGUGAGCGAGGCAGUCGGUGCAGUCUUGGAGGGAGCUUCCUCCAAGCCGACGCCGACACAGCGAGUGGCAAUCCCUCAAAUUCUGCGAGCCUUAUCCGAAGCGGCGAGGAGAGGGAGGGUUCAAAGUCGCGGAUUCAACGGACUUGCGGUGGACCGCUUGGUGGCUGUGCGCUCCCAGACAGGAAGCGGCAAAACGCUGGCUUACCUGCUGCCGCUCAUGCAGGUGCUAAAGGAGCAGGAAACAGCGGCUGCUGCAGCUCACCGCGGCGUGUCGGGGGAGGGCCCCUUCAGGAGUCUGAUGGACCUCGACGGGGCCCCUCACGACUUGGGCAUGCAGCACGACUUGGGCAUGCAGCACGGGGAGUUUUUUUCCCCACAGGGCCCACGUGCGCUCGUUGUUUGCCCUUCGAGGCCGCUCGCCUCUCAAGUGGCUUCUGCGGCUGCAGCUCUCGCGAAGAGCAUCAGGCUGUCAGUCAGUUGCGCCACGGGAGGAGUCGGGGUGGGAGCGCAGCGUCGGUCCUUGCUGCAGCGUCCUCCGGAUAUCCUGAUUGGCACGCCCGAUCGUCUCUUGCGGCUGACGCGCCGCUCUCCUGGCGAGGAGGGAGAACCGGGGACGAGAGGACGGAGAGGUGGCGGCGCCUGCAGAGCAGCGGUGGGAAGGCUUCCCAGCCUCGCGAAUGUGCAGUUCUGUGUCUUGGACGAGGCGGAUGUUCUGUGGUCUGGCGGCUUCAAAGAGGAUCUCCAGAGGCUGCUGACGCGCUCUGGAUUCGUGCGCCUAGGAUCUCCUCAGCACCCCCAACUGCAGGGAGAAGCAAGGGGACGGCUUCGAGUGCUGCUGACCUGCACCGCGACACCUGAUAGUGGGGUCGAAGAGAGCCUUCGUGCCUUGUUGCAGCUAGCGCCGCAGAGGGUGCUCUCAGUCUCGGGGGGCCCCUCCUUCCCCCCCCAGCGUCAGUUGCGGCACGAGAUGAUGCAAGUGCUCGGCGCAGACCGCUUCUUGCUGCUCCUCGAACAACUCAAGAUCCAUCCAGACCUCCGAGGCAAGAAGAAGGUGCUGGUCUUCUGCAACACAGUGGACAGUUGUCGUGCCUGCUGCCACCAUCUGCAGGCUGCCGGCCUUCCUGCAGAGGGCUAUGACGGCUCUUUGCCCGCGAGUAUCCGCGAGAGGAGUCUCCGUGCCUUCCAAGGAGGAAGCGGUCAAAGGAUUUUGGUGGCAACGGAUGCCGUCGCACGAGGGCUGCACAUCGGGGGAGUGGAGGCUGUUGUGAAUGCGGACUUCCCCCUCACGGCAGUUGAGUACCUUCACAGGGCUGGAAGGACUGGCCGGCUGGGCUCCAAUGGAUUUGUAUUUUCCCUCGUCGCUAAGCGCGACGCAGCAGUUGCAUCAGCCGUCCGAGCAUCCCUAUCGACAGGCGUUUCUAUUGAUGAAGUUGAUGAAUGCAAGCCCAGCUAUAAGAAGUCGAGUAGACAGCGAAGUAAGCCCCUUCAACGCAGUAAGCCGGUGUCCAAGGCAAGACGAGCAGGCUGGAAGCCCCCGCGGCCUCGUGCUUCCAAUGCUUUGCAGGCCUAG
Molecule: messenger RNA, 3783 nt
Organism: Cyclospora cayetanensis
Lineage: Eukaryota; Apicomplexa; Conoidasida; Eucoccidiorida; Eimeriidae
Exons: 6
Coding region: 1-3783 (1260 amino acids)
Biological process (GO): mitochondrial large ribosomal subunit assembly
Cellular component (GO): mitochondrion
Molecular function (GO): ATP binding; nucleic acid binding
Source: RefSeq, a predicted model, not a curated record